AACUACUUGGUUUCACUAGACUGCAAGCACUUCACCUGCAGUGGAAUCUCCAGAAAGCAGCAUGUUCCCUUUGCUCUUUGGGGCUGGACUGGUGGUUCUGAACCUAGUGACUUCUGCUAGGAGCCAGAAGACAGAACCCCUUAGUGGCUCUGGGGACCAGCUGCUCUUCCAUGGAGCAGAUCAAUCUGACUUUGCCAUCAUGAUCCCUCCAGGAGGCACAGAAUGCUUCUGGCAAUUUGCCCGCCAGACUGGAUACUUCUAUUUCAGUUAUGAGGUGCAGCGGACACUGGGAAUGUCACAUGACCGACAUGUUGCUGCCACUGCACAUACCCCACAGGGUUUCCUCAUAGACUCCUCUCAGAAUGUUCGAGGCCAGAUAAACUUCUCUACCAAAGAGACAGGUUUUUAUCAGCUUUGUCUAAAAAAUCAGCAAAAUCACUUUGGUUCUGUGCAAGUGUACCUCAAUUUUGGAGUCUUCUAUGAGGGGCCUGAGAUGGACCACAAACAGAAGAAUGAAAGAAAACAACUGAAUGAUACUCUGGAUGCAAUUGAGGAGAAUACACGGAAGGUGCAAAACAAUAUCUUUCACAUGUGGAGAUACUACAACUUUGCCCGCAUGAGGAAAACGGCUGACUUUUUCCUUCUCCAAUCAAAUUAUAACUAUGUGAACUGGUGGUCGACAGCUCAGAGCCUUGUUAUUGUUCUUUCUGGAAUCCUGCAGUUGUAUUUCUUAAAGCGUUUCUUCAAUGUCCUGAAGACUACAGACACAAAAAAGCCAAGAUGCUAAGCCAAAAUGACUAUAGCACCUUAGCUCUUUUCCUCUGGGAUAGAAGCUUUGUCAAAGUUUCAGUCAAUUAAGCUUUGUAAAGUUACUGGAAAAAAUCAAUUUAUCUUGUUAGAACAUCUUAGUCUAUUGCUCUCCUUUCCUCUCCAAUUGCCUCAAAAUGGCAAUAAAAUAAUAAAUGUGCAAGCUUUGAUAUUAACUAUUACUAAAGCGUGUACUAAAUGCUACCAUC
This is a messenger RNA of Neomonachus schauinslandi (Hawaiian monk seal), 1016 nucleotides long. RefSeq names its product transmembrane p24 trafficking protein 6 (gene TMED6). The record is from RefSeq and is a predicted model, not a curated record. Gene Ontology annotation, biological process: Golgi organization; intracellular protein transport; endoplasmic reticulum to Golgi vesicle-mediated transport. The coding region runs from base 62 to 787 and encodes 241 amino acids. The transcript is spliced from 4 exons. Lineage: Eukaryota; Metazoa; Chordata; Mammalia; Carnivora; Phocidae. Gene Ontology annotation, cellular component: endoplasmic reticulum-Golgi intermediate compartment; COPII-coated ER to Golgi transport vesicle; endoplasmic reticulum.